GAAGGAAGCACUCCCUCGUAUUGAAAAAGAGCGGAGAGGAGAGUCGUCCGUCGCCGCCCGGGAGGCGAACCGAUGCCCAGCUGCACCGCGACCACCAUGCCGGGGAUGAUCUGCAAGAACCCAGACCUCGAAUUUGACUCGCUGCAGCCCUGCUUCUACCCGGACGAAGAUGACUUCUACUUCGGCGGUCCCGACUCGACCCCACCGGGAGAGGACAUCUGGAAGAAGUUUGAGCUGCUACCCACGCCCCCGUUGUCGCCCAGCCGCGCCUUCCCAGAGCACAGCCCGGAGCCCUCGAAUUGGGCCACGGAGAUGCUCCUGCCGGAGGCCGACCUGUGGGGCAACCCGGCCGAGGAGGAUGCUUUCGGCCUGGGGGGACUGGGUGGCCUCACUCCUAACCCGGUCAUCCUUCAGGACUGUAUGUGGAGCGGCUUCUCUGCCCGGGAGAAGCUGGAGCGCGCGGUCAACGAGAAGCUGCAGCACGGCCACGGGCCCCCGGGCGCCGGCUCAGCCUGCCCGGCUGCUGGAGUAGGUGGCAGCAGCCCCGGGGGCCGUGCCCUUGGGUCGGCGAGUGCUGGCCGCACCGUGGCCGCCCUGCCUACCGAUCUCUCCCAUACGGCUGCCGAGUGCGUGGACCCUGCCGUGGUCUUCCCCUUCCCGGUGAACAAGCGUGAGUCGGCGUCGGUGCCCGCUCCCCCUGCCAGUGCCCCGGCGGCCAGCGCUGCGGUCUCUGGUGUGUCUGCUCCAGCUGCUGCCCCGGUGGCCGCUCCUGCUCGUGCCGGCGGCCGUCCAGCCAUCGGUGGAGAACACAAGGCCCUCAGCACCUCCGGAGAGGACACCUUGAGCGACUCAGAUGAUGAAGAUGAGGAGGAGGAAGACGAGGAGGAGGAAAUCGAUGUGGUCACGGUGGAGAAGAGACGGUCCUCUAACAACAAGGCUGUCACCACUUUCACCAUCACCGUGCGCCCCAAGACCUCCGCUCUGGGCCUGGGUCGAGCACAGCCUGGCGAGCUGAUCCUCAAGCGCUGUGUCCCCAUCCAUCAGCAACACAACUACGCCGCACCCUCACCCUACGUGGAGAGCGAGGACGCACCACCACAGAAAAAGAUCAAGAGCGAGGCCUCUCCACGCCCGCUCAAAAGUGUUGUCCCAGCGAAAGCUAAGAACUUGAGCCCCCGAAACUCAGACUCGGAGGACAGCGAGCGUCGCCGCAACCACAACAUCCUGGAGCGCCAGCGCCGCAACGACCUGCGCUCCAGCUUCCUGACGCUCAGGGACCAUGUGCCUGAGCUGGUGAAAAACGAGAAGGCCGCCAAGGUGGUCAUCUUGAAAAAGGCCACCGAGUACGUCCACGCCCUGCAGGCCAACGAGCACCAGCUCCUGCUGGAAAAGGAGAAACUGCAGGCGAGACAGCAGCAGUUGCUAAAGAAGAUAGAACACGCACGGACUUGCUAAACGUUUCUCACACGGACAGUCACUGCCACUUUGCACAUUUUGAUUUUUUUUUUUUUUUUUUUUAAACAAACAUUGUGUUGACAUUAAGAAUGUUGGUUUACUUUCAAAUCGGUCCCCUGUCGAGUUUGGAUCUGGCUAGGGGGCAGGACACGGGGUUCUGCCAUGACCUUGGAAAAAAACUGAGUUAUGGGAUGCUGGGUGGCUUGUUUUCCUCCUCCAUAUCACCUGGUGACAGCCUUGGAAGUUCGGGACAGUUGGGAGCUUCAGGAGGCUGUGAAGUCACCUUGUUCCGGUCCAAGUUUCCAAACAGUCAUUCCUUCUUUUUUUACAAUGGUGCUUAAGUUCCAACAGAUGCCACAGAAAGGGGGCUUGGCAUUUGAUGCCCCUGGGAACACUUGUGUAAAUACCAUUGAUACACCCGCCUUUUGUCUACGUCCUGGGUAAUGAGAGGUGGCUCUUACGGCCAGUAUUAGACUGGAAGUCCACACCUAAGUACUGCAAGAAUACCUCAAUGUUUGAGGAGCAUGUUUUGUAUACAAAUAUGUUGUUAAUCUGUUAUGUACUAAUUCCUACACGGCCUGUAUACUUUAG
Molecule: messenger RNA, 2046 nt
Organism: Psammomys obesus (fat sand rat)
Lineage: Eukaryota; Metazoa; Chordata; Mammalia; Rodentia; Muridae
Gene: Mycn
Product: MYCN proto-oncogene, bHLH transcription factor
Exons: 2
Coding region: 73-1455 (460 amino acids)
Biological process (GO): regulation of transcription by RNA polymerase II
Molecular function (GO): protein dimerization activity; RNA polymerase II cis-regulatory region sequence-specific DNA binding; DNA-binding transcription factor activity, RNA polymerase II-specific
Source: RefSeq, a predicted model, not a curated record